Messenger RNA from Aedes aegypti (yellow fever mosquito), 1637 nucleotides. It is a transcript of the gene Nasp, whose product is annotated as protein NASP homolog. The transcript has 4 exons. The record is from RefSeq and is a predicted model, not a curated record. Bases 195 to 1418 code for a protein of 407 amino acids. Gene Ontology annotation, molecular function: histone binding. Lineage: Eukaryota; Metazoa; Arthropoda; Insecta; Diptera; Culicidae. Gene Ontology annotation, biological process: DNA replication-dependent chromatin assembly; CENP-A containing chromatin assembly. Gene Ontology annotation, cellular component: nucleoplasm.
AUUUGUCAUUGUCAGUUCGAAGCCGGUAGUGGCGUCCGCGGAAGAUUAGUGCUCUGAUUAGUGCAGUAUUUUGAAGCAAGUUAUCCUGUUUUGUGCAAAAGUUCCAUAUUGAAAUCGUGAAUAAUUGUGUGCUCGUUUCUAUUUGCGUCGCAAUUCAUUCGGUCCACAACUGAAUAAUCUCCCCACAACGUACAAUGGCUGAGAAAUCGGAAUCUCUCGUGACAAAAGAGGAGAAGGUCGCUGAGGCAAAGGAACUGUUUGGCCGCGGUAGUCGAAACUACUGCAUGAAACAGUAUUCGGAUGCUGCUGAUGAUCUGAGCGCUUGCUGCAACAUCUACUCGGAGCUUUACGGUCCCACUGCGGACGAGUGCGGUGUAGGUUAUCUGCUGUAUGCUAAAUCUUUGAUUGCGCUCGGUAAGGACGAGAACAAUUUGAUCGUUCCGGGUGAAGGUGAGGAAGGCGAAGAUGAUGACGAUGAAGACGACGAAGAGGGUGGUGAAGAAGGCGAAGCUGAAGCUGAUAAGGAGAAUACAGAAGAUGGCGAAAAGGAAGACAAGUCAGAAAGUGCCACCAAUGAAACAGCAAAAUCAGAUAAAGCUGAAAACGGAGAGUCUAAACAGGACGAAGCUGUAGCUGGAGGAUCAUCAUCAAAAACUGAAGAAGAUCCACAACCUGGUCCUUCGACAUCAAACGGCGUGGAACACGAAAAAGAUGACACUGAAGAAGAUGAGGAAGAGAAAUGCGAAGGCAACCUGGAGAUUGCUUGGGAAAUUUUGGAGCUAGCCGUGAAAAUCUUUGAGGGACAAGGGGAAAAAUCGUUGGAUAACUUGUCAGAGUGCUACUCAGAGCUGGCUAGCAUUUCUUUGGAAAACAGUAAUUUCGCAAUUGCCAUCAGCGAUUACAAGAAAGCUUUGGCAGUGUACGACAAAACCGGUAAAGCUGACCGGCGGAUCAUUGCUGAGAUUUACUACAAACUCGGUCUGUGUCAUUUGAUGCAGAACGAAUAUGAAGAUUCCAUCACCGCUUUCCGAGAAGCUUGUAGCGAAAUGGAUAAGGUUAUUCAACAGGAACAGAGCAAGGAGCAGACCGAUGAAACCAAAGCUGCUAUUAAGGAAAUCGAGGAAACCAAGCAGGAAAUUAUGGAGAAGAUUGCCGAAGUCGAAGAUACCAAGAAAACGUCCAUCGAGGUCGUCAAACGAGAAUUGUCUAAAAUUAUCGUCAAAGGAGAGACCUCCAAUGGCUUCGACAGCGCUGGUCCUUCCUCGUCUUCCUCGGCCACCAACGGAACCUCUUCCAGUGCGAAACCCACCGACAUUACUCACCUUAUCAAGCGAAAGAAACCGGACUCUGCCACCACCGAGGUUGAAGGUUCUCCCGCCAAAAAGACGGCAGUUGAAGCAGACAAAUCCAGCGAAUAAGUGUGUACUGGUUAAGCUCUUUUUUUACUUAAAGUUUCCGUUUCCUUAUCAUUUGAUAACUCUAGAGCACUCCCAGUUAAGUUACAAAUGUCUACAUUUUUUAUUUAUUUUCUAAAUAUUUUUUUUCUGUUCUUCGUUCAAUUAGCAAAUAGUAAGCACAUCCAUAUUGAGAUAUACAUUUAAAAAUCGAAAUUAGAUCCAUGUCUGUGAAUGUCCAAA